Maniola jurtina (meadow brown) is the source of this 4889-nucleotide messenger RNA. Its product is annotated as leucine-rich repeat-containing protein 40-like. The transcript has 11 exons. Bases 225 to 2027 code for a protein of 600 amino acids. The record is from RefSeq and is a predicted model, not a curated record. NCBI's taxonomy places the organism in Eukaryota, Metazoa, Arthropoda, Insecta, Lepidoptera, Nymphalidae. Gene Ontology annotation, molecular function: protein binding.
AUCAACCAAUCAACCUGUCAAAUUCGACAGAUGUAAACAUUGCGUAUUUUUAAAAUAAAAAUAAUAUUAAUAAAAACGUAUUAGUUAUCCAGGGAUUACCAAGUAAAUUAUUCGCUAUGCCGGAAUAUUUAUAAGUCCAUGGCUAUGACAUAAGUUGCCUUUUUAACGGAGUGGAGUAGUGUACAAGUGGUUACCAAUUAUUGUGGUAGCAAUUAAAAUUUAAAAUGUCUCGUCGAACACCUACAAAAUCAAGGGUAAAAGUUUGCAAUAAAUCUGUUUUUCAUCUUCAAGAUAAGAAAGCUGAUGAAAACGAACUAUCCAUUGGUUUAAUUAAGUCUGCGAAACGCACGGGACAGCUGACUUUAUGUAACAGAGGCCUUGGAACAGUACCUGAAAAUGUAUGGAAAAUUAAUGAGUUGGUAUUGGAGGAAACCAAAGAGGUAGACUUUGCGAGAUCUGAUCAAAACAACUGGUGGAAUUCUGAACCCCUCAAGAUGCUAGACCUCAGUUCCAAUGUCAUUAAAGCUCUGUCACCAAACAUCCAGUUACUGCAAGAACUAGUAACACUGAAGCUUCAUGACAAUGCUUUGACUAACCUCCCAGAUGAGAUUGGAGAACUGAGUAGUUUAUCAAACCUAAGCUUAGACCACAACAAACUGGAGACGCUGCCAAAAGAGUUCUACAAAUUGACUGAGUUAAGAUGGUUGAGUAUUUCACACAAUACUCUCACAAAAAUUGAGCCAGAUUUUGGAGAUUUAGUAAUGUUAACCUUUUUGGAUUUAUCUCAUAACAAACUGACAGUUUUACCGCCUGGGAUGGGAUAUCUAGUUCGCUUGGUGGAGCUCAAUUUGUCUCACAAUGAAUUGACGGAAUUGCCACCGGAUAUUGUUAACCUAAGAGAUUUAAGGAAGUUCAACAUAAAUAAUAAUAAUUUGAAGAGGCUGCCUCCCCUUGGCGAACUGAGGAAAAUGGAAAUUUUAGACGCAAACCACAACAACAUUGAACAACUGCCGGACUUCUAUGGGUGCACAGCUUUAAAAGAAAUAUACUUGGCCAAUAAUUAUAUUAAGGAAAUUACAGAAGAGUUCUGCGAUCAGAUGCAACAGUUGAAUGUGUUGAAUAUCAGAGACAACCAAGUGGAAUUGCUACCUGAAAACAUAUCACUCCUAAAGACACUCAAGAGAUUUGACCUCUCCAAUAACAAUUUGAACAAGUUACCGCGGAACCUAGGGCUCAUGUCGCAGCUGCAGAGCAUCAGCAUGGAAGGCAACAAGCUAUCGUUCGUGCGGCAGGACAUCCUCAAGGGCGGCACGGACCGCAUGAUGCGAUACCUGCGCGACCGCAUCACUGAGGACGUCGUCAGCGAGACCAGGCUCGAGAACAACUGGCCGGAUAAAUUUACUAUGAAGAAAAGUCAAGCGCUCAUGGUCCCUUCAAAAGAGCUUACAUCAGUGCCGGAAGACAUUUUCCAUACGGCGGCAGAAGCCGAGGUACACAUCGUCGAUAUUUCCAAGAAUAAGUUAACCGCAGUGCCUCAAGGGGUACAACACUUGCGUGAAACGUUAACGCAGUUAUUGCUAUCAUCAAACAGCAUUGAUAGUGUGCCACCGGAGAUAGCCCUUUGCAAGCAUUUGCAGUAUGUAGAUCUGGGGAAAAAUAAUCUCGCAGACCUGCCUAUAGAGAUGGGAGAUCUGAAGAAUCUCAGGGAACUAGCCAUAUCGAACAAUAAGUUUACGAAAAUCCCGCGAUGCGUCUACGAGCUGGAUAACCUGGAAAUACUGCUCGCGGCCGAGAACCAAAUAUCGGAAAUCAACGUCUCAUCCGACGCUCUGGCGAAGUUGAAGAAGCUGGCCGUGCUCGACCUCACCAACAACAGCAUCGUCACUGUGCCGCCCGAACUCGGCAACUUCACACAUUUGCGAUCUCUGGAACUAAUGGGGAACUGCUUCCGACAACCUCGACACGCCGUACUGGCGAAGGGCACAGCCUCCAUUCUGUCGUAUCUGAGAGACCGUAUACCCACCUAGGACAAGUAGAACAUAUCUAAAGCUGGCAACUGAUCUGUAUCAUUUGAAUGUAAUGUAACAUACCACAAACUGCUGUCCUAUAUCUAAAAAUCUACUAACUGAAAAAAUAUAUUUGAAGCCAUUAUAAAAUAGGACGUUAGAAAAACUUAUAUUUCUAUGUUUUUGGCGAUGACUCGAUAACUAUUUUUAGAUUACUGCCAAAAAAAGGAGUGUAAUGUUUAACCGACUUUCAAAAAAAGAGGAAGGAGCCUAUAAUUUUCAGGACAGUCAUUUGUUUUUUUUUUAAUUAUUAAUAUUACUUGUUAUUGUUAGAAAUAACCUUGUCUGCCAAUCCGCACAUGGCCAGCGUGGUAGACCUAUUCUUUAAAUAUCUUUAAGAUCGGUGAAGAAUGAUGUUCGCAAUGAAAAGAAUUUCUUUAGUUCGCAGUCAUCAAUUUCGCCAUUCUUUGGAGGAUACAGUAAGCCGGCGAUAAGUUGAUAAUGAUGUGGAAUGUUAGAUAUAGGACGGCAGUAAUGUGAGCCAAUGGGGAUCCACACUUCCAAUUUAUCCCGAAAGGUGGCGCAUAAGCGAACCGGCCUAACCGCUAUUCCGGUAGGAUAUCACCUGUGGAACCUGUGAGCCGUCAUACGCUAUUAAUUUAAUAGGGAUAUUUCCUAUGUCAAAAAUAAAUUAUUUCUCAGUGAUUAUUAAAUAUUCCAAAAUACGUAAAAUCCACGUCCUUUGUUAGUUUUAAGUGUAAUAACUAACUUAAAUUAUCGAUUACACGAAAUAAGCACACCAAAUCAUUGUGAUGACACAAUCCAGUAUUUUAUAGAAGCGCGCAAACUAAGCGCGUGUUUUGACUUUGGUAAAAAGUUACUGAUUCGAAUAGUUGGAUUAUGGAUACAUCCAUAGGAGAUUUCAAGUAUACAUCUUUAAAUAAUUCACCAAACAAUCGUAUAUUGUAUCGAUAGCAUAAUUCUUAGCAAAGAUGGCAAACCAACAAGAGUCAAGACAAAUAAGACAAGAAAAAUGUUGAUUUGACAUUGGUAUUGGCCAGACCUCUUGUGGCGCCCUCUGGGAUUAGUUUUGCCUGUGGAUCCCUAUUGCAAACAGAGCCGCCCACCGCAAGCUUCGCGUUGCUUUUUGCAGACCCUAUAGCUUAAAACGCUCUUUGCAAAUGUCACAUUACGAGACAAUUUUAGGUCAGUUGCCACCUUUACUUUCAUACGUUUGACAAUACAUAUCCGACAUACAUCCAUUGUGUCAAAUUAUUAUGUAACAUAUUUCUGCGCUACUCAGAUUCCUGAGAUUAUUGAGUUAUGGCUGAAAUUAACAAUCCGUCUAUCUGUAAUUUUCCGAUUUACUUAGCAACAUUGGUAUUUAUCAUAAAAACAUACAAUUAUUGACAAAUAUGACAAAUCACUUUAUAAAUCGUUUAUAACAUAAAUAGAUUACAGAUGGAUUGAUUAUUAUUAAUUUCAGCCGUUGAAUACAUUUUCUAUCAAUAUGUAAUUCUGAUUUUAAUUUCGGACGUGAGACGCUCAAAAAUUUUUUAUUUUAUUAAUCAGUCAAUCCACAGAUUACACUAUCAAAUUCCUUAGCUUUUUUAAUAUCUUUUCUAUUACCUAGCUUUCCUGUUCAAUGACCGCUCAUGCUCCAGAUUUACUAAGUAUAAAAAAAAGUGACAUAAUGGCUUGAUUUUUAGAUAAUAAUCUAAGCAAAAUACUUUUUAAAUUCUAUGUUCAAUUAAUUAUUUUUUGGUACUCCUUCACAUUCCCUCUAUAACAGAAAAAAAAGAGUUACCAAAUUUUUUGUUAUUAAGUGUUGCCAGUUAGUUUUAUAUAUUAUAAAAUAUUAUUUAUAUGUAUGCCAUUCUCAGUAAUUGGGAUUCGGCGAAGAAAAGUAUUGCCAUGUCGGAAAUUUUCUUUUAAUUUCUAUUCUUACUAAGCCAAAGUUAAAUAUAUAAAGCCAAAUCUUUCGUUUCAUGUACCUGAUUACCACCGCUGAUUCGUUAUUCAUUGCUUGUUAUAUUUGUGUUUUUUUCUUUAAUUGUUGAUAUUUUGUUACCUGUUUAUUUAUUGUUAAAUUCGAAUUUUCGAAUAUGUAUAUUAAUUUAUUUUGAACUUAUACGUGAAAAUAUAUUUAGAUUAGAUAUUUUAAGUGAGUAGGUAUUUAAAACAAAACGCAUUAUAGUAUGCGUUUUUGUACCUAUUAUAUUCAUUUAAGGUAGCAGUUGCAAGAAUAUUCCACUAUUUUUUGAAAUCUUAUAAUGGAUAAGUGAUAAGUUUUUUAUUCUAUUCUAAAAUAAAAUUGUUAAUUUUAGGCAUUGCAGCUUUUUCCAUUGGUAUAAAAAAUACAGGAUUGAAAAAAUUAGGUUUUUCAUCAUAUAAGCCAAAAAUUAACCCCAUUUUAAAAUUUCAGUCCCUUUUGCAAUUGUUACGAUUAUAAUAAUAUUUUUUUAAUUCAUUCAUUUACAAUAAGAUUGGGCAAGCAUUAUAUAAAACUAUUCCUUUCAAGGCCAUGGUAUUACAAAUAUAACCAUGGUAUUACUAUAUUAAUUAGUCACUGAAAUAGUCAGGUGUGACAGGCGAAUGCUCAGUCGCACCAUGAGGGUCCCAUUGUUGCAAUUUUGAUACGGAACCCUAAAACGUGUAUUCAAUGUACUCGUACCUAUACUUUUCGUCAAGACAUAUUCAAAUCACCAUUGAAAUCUUGUAAUAUUUAUACCAUUGAUGUUUUGCAUAAUAACGUUUGAUUGUGACAUAAAACAUUAAAUUGACAUUAAUAGAUAUGUACUAAUAAUUUAAGUAUGAUUGUUUUAUAGAUGAGUGUUUACUGCAAAUCUUCAAGAGUGGUUUUUUAACUUGUGAAUUUCUAAA